This is a messenger RNA of Myxocyprinus asiaticus (Chinese sucker), 2388 nucleotides long. RefSeq names its product WW domain-binding protein 1-like. NCBI's taxonomy places the organism in Eukaryota, Metazoa, Chordata, Actinopteri, Cypriniformes, Catostomidae. The transcript is spliced from 4 exons. Bases 103 to 816 code for a protein of 237 amino acids. The record is from RefSeq and is a predicted model, not a curated record.
UGCAUGAACACAAACAUGUCGUUCGACUCUCACAAUGGCGUUCAUCGCGUCUGUUGAACAGAAGCUUGAUGCUCGUCGAGUUUGAAAAGAAAAGCGCAGAAGAUGCUGCACUGUGUCGUGGGGCUACUCGUCUAUUCCGGGACAUGUCUGGUUCAGGGGAAGGAGUUUUGUUUUGGUGUGAACAAUGAACAGUACCACUGUGAGAUGGGCUACUGUUGUGGAGAGACCGAGUGCUGCACCUACUAUUACGAGCUGUGGUGGUUCUGGUUGGUGUGGACGCUCAUCAUUAUGCUGAGCUGCUGCUGCGCGUACAGACACCGGCGUGUAAAGAUGCGUCUGCAGCAGGAGCAGAGACAGCGUGAGAUCAGUCUCAUGGCGUAUCAGGGUGCCUCCAGCUCCUUCAUCACUCCUCCACCUCUGAACCUGCGGUUCUGGAGCGACUGCAAGCUGCCCGACUAUGAGGAGGUCGUAGGUCACCCCCCGACCCCGCCUCCACCCUACUCAGAGAUGCCCCCAGAUGCCCUGCUCCCCAGUGGGCAAUCAGAGGAAGCAGUGGUACUCGAGUCCCCCGUGGAGGAGAUGGCCCGUGAUUGGUCUGAUCAGGAUGUGGUGGCCACCGUGGAGGAGUCAGAGGAACUGAACACACGGCGCCGACACGUGACUGGUGACUCGGGCAUUGAGGUGUGCAUGUGCCAACUGGACGUAGAUGAGGAGGAGGGUCGAGUGUGCCAGGGAUCAGGUGAUGUGUGCUGCUCCGGGCGACAGACCCUUGUGGAUAAAGAACUGUUGCCUGAGGACGCCAGUGCUGCCGACUGACUCGUCUGAUUCCUGCAAUAAAACCUGCGAAUAAUGGAGCACAAACCUCGUGAACACAAAGAAGGGCAAACUUGAUUUUUGAUAUUGAUCAACAGCUUGAGCUCAUAUUUCUGCUUUUUGUUUCUGUGGUGUUUUUCUGCCACACACACAAACACACACACACACUGAUAGAAUGAUCUAGAGACGAGUUUUUGUUUGUCACACAGCUGCACCAUGACAUCAUCAUCAGAGUGACGGUCACAUGUGCAGCUUUUCCCAGAGGAACGACACGCGCACACAUUUCAGCAGGGUGUUAAAGAUGACAUCAACAGCAGUUUAGAGGUGAUAAUGGGGCGUGUAUUUUUAUGUACUCAACGUGACCUGUGUAAUGUGAGAAUCUAUAAAAUCCCCAUGAGUCUCUGCUUUGAUAAACACGCAUGAUCAUUUCAUCACUAUCAUUAAAGGAAUAGUGCGCACAAAAAUGGUCAUUCUCCCAUCAUUUACUCACCUUUACGAUGUCUCACUCAUAUGACUUUCUUCUGCAGAACACAAAGAUAUUUUGUUGGAGAAAUGAGGUGUUUUUGUUCAUACAAUGUCAAUGGAGCUCCAAAAAGCGCAUGAAGGCAUCAUAAAGGUAAUCCAGUGGUUUAAUCCAUGUCUUCUGAUGAGAUACGAUCAGUUUUGGGUGAGAAACUAACCAAAAUGUAACUACUUUUUUACUAUAAAUCUUGACAUCCGCAGUCUCCUUGAUGAAAUCAUGAUUUGAAGCUUGAUUGCACUUCCUCGUGCUUGACGCAUAUGCAGAGCACUGUAAACACUUCAGAAGAUAUGGAUUAAACCACUGGAUUACUUUUAUGAUGCCUUGAAAGACCCCAUUGACUUGCAUUGUAUGAACAAAAACACCUCAUACUUCCAGAAAGUCAUACGAGUUUGAGACGUUAGAAAGUUGAGUAAUUGAUGAGAAAAUUUUCAUCUUUUGGGUGAACUAUUCCUAUAAGUGUCUCUCAGCUCUUGACACGCUGCUGCAGUUGUACAGCUGAUUUGAAAGAUUUUUGUGGCCUUGUGUUUUACACCGCUCAUGUGAACUGACGUGUGUGUAAGCAGGUGUCCUGUGAAACGUGUGACACUUUUUGUUUCAGGAGCAGAGACGCUUUGAGUUUCAUGGAGAUGAGCGUCUCAGUGUCACAUCGGUCUAAUACUUCUCUUCUAGAUAAAACACUGAUUGGUGGCAUGUUUAAAUAAAUGUUAAAGCUGCAAGUGUGGGAAUAUUUGCCUUCUGGAGAUUUCCAGAUGGGCUCGUUCAAUACCAGAUGAUCACAGGAUGCUUUGCAUGAAAACAAAUGUACUUUAUGUGUUUGUCAAAUGAAAGAACAAAAAUGAUUGUUUUCUGCCCUUCCCUGUACACUGAGUCUGGUGUGUGUCCUACAGGUUUACAUUGUAGAUUUGUGGAGUUUGUGUAGUGAUUCUCACAAAACCUGCCAAGAAACUGUCCUGGUCAUAUUUAACCCCAAAACAGCUUAAAAAAAAUAUGCCAUUGUAUUUUUCAUGAAGAAAAAAAAAAAAAGCCUAUGUUUAGGAUCAUUGACCCCACAA